This is a messenger RNA of Camelina sativa (false flax), 768 nucleotides long. RefSeq lists its product as uncharacterized. The record is from RefSeq and is a predicted model, not a curated record. Lineage: Eukaryota; Viridiplantae; Streptophyta; Magnoliopsida; Brassicales; Brassicaceae.
CCGUCAAAUACUAAAACGCAAAGGCUAAAAAGAAAAGGUGUCUCCAUGUGAUUUGGUCGUAGCCAUUGUUGAGUCCAAAUUUUGUCCGUAGUGGAGAGAGAGAGAGGAGGAAGAAACCUGGAGAUUUCGAGAUAGGAAGUUAAAAUCUCGAGAAACUCAGAUAGACAUCCUUGGUUUUUGAAGACCCUAGUUUCUACCAUGUUGUUAACAUUGAGAGCUUCUUUUGUGCCUAUAACGACGUUAAAGCCUCGUUUUUUAUACAACAUUCCGCACAAUCACCAUAUCGGUUUCUGCAAGUCCCCAUUAUUCAAGUUUAGAAGAACAUAUGCUCAAAAUGACGACGAGUCUUCUUCUUCUACUGGUGGUGGAAACAGACCGGUUAGUAGCGAUGAUUCGACAAAGAAAGACCAAUUUGGUGGUUUCAGUUUCAAGUGGAGGGAGCUGUUGAAUCCGGAUCAAGAUAACUUUGUUGCUGUUGCGUUAGCCGGGGUAUUGACUUGGGCUAGCCUUCAAGUCUUGUCUCAGCUUUUCUUAAUCUCUUUCGCUAUCCUUGUCGCUGCUCUCAAGUAUUCAUUUAUCGCUGCUCUACUCAUUUUCAUUCUCGUCACUCUCCUCUAGCUUUCUCUAUUUGUUUGAUGAAUUUGGUACCAAGUUGGUAUAGUAUGAAGUUGUUGCAUCACACACAGGUUUGAAUUCCAACUGUGGUUUCAUACAUUUGGCGUUUGUACUCGCUUCUUGAAAACAAUGAAGAAUGUCUCAAAAGAAACA